Messenger RNA from Pseudovirgaria hyperparasitica, 1503 nucleotides. RefSeq names its product S-adenosyl-L-methionine-dependent methyltransferase. Bases 210 to 1133 code for a protein of 307 amino acids. Lineage: Eukaryota; Fungi; Ascomycota; Dothideomycetes; Acrospermales; Acrospermaceae. The record is from RefSeq and is a predicted model, not a curated record. The transcript has a single exon.
AGUAUUUACGGUUCAAUCUGGCAUUGCAUUCAUGGCCGAAUAAUCAGACGAUAACCUUACACGCAGGUAGCUACCUACAUCAUCACAGCUACCCCUCCGACAUCGGCUAUCGGCUCAAUAUACACAUACCUUGAAAGGAAUCAUUUGAUGACAGUCAGAAUUUUAUGAAACCAUCAACAUAAUGCUCGAAGCAUUCAAGCAGCGUCAAAAUGUACAGCCUGACGAGGAGGCCGGCAGAGACAACUGGUCAUCAGAUGUAUUGUUUCAACUCCAUCCCCAUCCCAACAACCAAACAAACACAAACUAACCUAACUCAGGUCUACUCGGCAGCCGCCUCCUUUGUCCCCAAACUAACGACCAAAGUCCUCUCCUACCUCAACGCAAACCCGGACGACACAAUCCUCGACAUCGGCUGCGGCGACGGCCACCUCACCCACAUCAUCCACCACUCCCUCGCCAGCCCAUCCCGCAUCACCGGCCUCGACGCCUCUCCCUCCAUGAUCACAUCCGCCCGCAAAUCGUACCCAUCCAUCCCCUUCCUUGUCCAAGACUGCACCAACCUCGCAGACUACAUAUCCGCCCACCCCACCACCACCACCACCCGCGGCGCAUACACGAAAGUCUUCUCCAACGCCGCCAUGCACUGGAUCCUCGCGGCCCCAGACACGCGCGCGGCCUUCUUCAGCAACGUCCACGCUCUACUUGCGCCGGGGGGCAAGUUCGUGUUCGAGAUGGGGGGCGCAGGGAAUGUGGCCGAGGUGCAUGCGACAGCGAUGGCUGCGCUGCGAGCGCAUGGCGUGGGGCUGGCGGAUGCGCGGGCGGCGUCGCCGUGGUUCUUCCCGUCGGAUGUGUGGAUGCGGAACGCGUUGGCGGAGGCUGGGUUUGUGGUCGAGAAGGUUGAGACCGAGUGCCGACCGACGCAGUUGACGCAGAUGAAUGAUGAGGGGUCGGGAGGGCUGGAAGGGUGGAUUAAGCUCAUGUGCGCCGACUACAUUGCUGUCGUGGACGAGACGAAGAGGGCAGAUGUGGUGCAAUGGAUGAUGGAGGUACUGGAGCCGGUGAUGAAGCGAGAGGAUGAGAGCUGGUGGAUAGGGUAUGUGCGACUGAGAGGAGUUGCACGUAAAGGGAUUUAGCUUUGGGCAAAAAUUUAUUGCGGACAGCUGUGAGCGUGUCCGACAUAUACUAUACAUUCCAGUGAUUGUAAGGAGAGCCAAGACAAGAAAUCCCAAUCAUACAAUAGACUCGUCUUGCGGUUGGUGACAGUUUACCUCGAUAUUCCUCCCAUUCACGUGAUUCCGACUUCCUCAUUCCUCAUGUCUAUCCUCCUUCCCCAUUUCCGGUGCCCAGGAUGUUUCACAUACGUAAGAUUCCUUCUCUUAUCGGGACUCUUCGCCACAAAUCCGUAAGGCUCCUGAUUCUCGGCACCGGCGCCCGACGCGGCGCUUAGAACCCGUCUCCCCCGUUCUGGACGGGGUAUCCGAAGGCGCUGGCAUCCUGCCCUUC